AUGAGCCGGAAGCUCGCCCCCAAAGCAAAUCGGAUUCUCUUCGUCAAGAACCUCAACUACAACGUAACAGCGGAGCAACUUUUCGAUCUAUUCGGGAAAUUCGGCCCUAUUCGGCAAAUUCGCCAGGGUAUCGCCAACAACUCAAAGGGAACGGCUUUCGUGGUUUACGAAGAUGUCCAUGACGCUAAGCAGGCAUGCGAUAAGCUCAAUGGAUUCAACUUCCAGAACAGAUACUUGGUCGUCCUAUACCACCAGCCCGAGAAGAUGGUCCGCUCACAAGAGGAUAUCACGGAGCGCCAGGAAAACCUGGAACGUCUCAAACAGCAGCAUGGGAUAGAGUAA
This is a messenger RNA of Penicillium chermesinum, 342 nucleotides long. Its product is annotated as putative pre-mRNA branch site protein p14. The record is from RefSeq and is a predicted model, not a curated record. The transcript is spliced from 5 exons. NCBI's taxonomy places the organism in Eukaryota, Fungi, Ascomycota, Eurotiomycetes, Eurotiales, Aspergillaceae. Bases 1 to 342 code for a protein of 113 amino acids. Gene Ontology annotation, molecular function: mRNA binding. Gene Ontology annotation, cellular component: ribonucleoprotein complex; nucleus; cytoplasm.